AUGGGCGAUAACGUUACGCAUGAUUCAGGUGCCGAAAAGGCGAAAGAAAAUUCUUCAAAUUUAGAGACUGACGCUACAAAGGCAUCUGCUACUACAGAAUCUGGCUUCAAUUUGCGAAAAUUAUGGCCUGAUAUUAUCAAAAUACCUAGUAAUAGAUGGGUUUUCUCAUGUAAAGAGAUUGUUGAUAGACUUGGGACUGAUCCAAAGACUGCUCAUCUUACUAAGAAGAAAAUGGAAAAAUGCUUGAUGUACUUCUAUAUGUUAAAGAAGAACCUUCGACUAUAUGACCACACUUAUACUGCUGCGUGCAUUUUGUUUUUCCGAUAUUGGUACAUGUAUGAACUACCUUCCUCAAUGCCUGAUUGCAUCCAUUUGGCCCAGGCGAUACUUGCUACCGCUUGUAAGGCCAUGGAGAACAACAGACCGCUUGAUAUGUACGUGAAAGCUACCUGUGAAUUUAUGAUGAAAGAUAUGUUACAGCAGCGUGGAAGGCAGAACAUGGAUAAGUUGAAGUGGGAUGUCCGGGACAAAUUGGUUAAGUUUGAGAAACAGCUUCUCUGCCAAUUUGGCUUUGAUCUAGACCUACAAAACCCCAAGGAGCUAAUCGAGGAGAUUUUUAGCGGAUUUUAUAGGUACAACCGAGAUGAUAAGAUGGAUGAAGAGUUUAAGAGGGUCUUUCCAAAAAUACUGCUUGAAGCAAGGACUUUUAUUAUUCAGGCGGGCACACAACCUGUAUCGCUGCUGUGCGAUGGCUUCACAUUUACCGCUCUGGCGAUUAUAUAUGCUGGAUUACAGUACCUGCGAAAUGAAGAUAAGAACUUCAAGUUUCCUAAAAACUUUUUCAGUGAACGGUUUCCAGUUAGACUUACGAGUUCUAUGAUUGUGGACUUAUUCACUGAUUAUAGAAUACUGGAGGACAACUUCUUCGACCUGAAGAGUAACAAGGGUGAUAAGCUGGAAGUAAAAGUAGAUGAAAUUGAGAAGCUAAUAGACGAGGAUGAACAAGAGGAUCUACCGAACAUUGUUGAUCCUUAUGAUUAUGAAAUUAUUAAGAAUGGGGAGUGUAAACAGGAAUUCUUAGAUCAUACAGAAUCCAAACUUCGGGAGCUACACGACAAAAUUGUUAAUGAUAGUGGUAAAAAGAGACCAGUUACUGAAGAGGGCCUCACAAAAAACGAUACAAAGAGGAUGAAAGUUUGA
Molecule: messenger RNA, 1200 nt
Organism: Eremothecium sinecaudum
Lineage: Eukaryota; Fungi; Ascomycota; Saccharomycetes; Saccharomycetales; Saccharomycetaceae
Gene: BUR2
Product: Bur2p
Exons: 1
Coding region: 1-1200 (399 amino acids)
Source: RefSeq, a predicted model, not a curated record